Molecule: messenger RNA, 387 nt
Organism: Chaetomium globosum CBS 148.51
Lineage: Eukaryota; Fungi; Ascomycota; Sordariomycetes; Sordariales; Chaetomiaceae
Exons: 4
Coding region: 1-387 (128 amino acids)
Biological process (GO): mitochondrial electron transport, cytochrome c to oxygen
Cellular component (GO): mitochondrial inner membrane
Molecular function (GO): enzyme regulator activity
Source: RefSeq, a predicted model, not a curated record
AUGUUUGCGCAGCGCCAGAUCGCUCGCGCUACCCAGCGCCUCACUGCCCAGGCCCGCGCCCAGGCCCAGCGCCGCUUUGCCAGCACCGAGACCGAGAACAGCUUCGUCCGCGAACGCCGCCAUGUGAAGGAGCACGCCGGUCCCACCACUGCUAACAAGGGCAACCCCAACAGCGGCAUCCCCCCCGCGCUCAUCCUCGCCGGCGCCAACGCCUACAUGCUCUGGAACGAGCAUUGGGAACACUGGUCGCAUAUGCCCCCUCUCGAGGAGCGCGUCGAGUACCCUUACCAGAACAUCCGCACCAAGAACUACCAAUGGGGCGAUGGUGACAAGACCCUCUUCUGGAACGACUCGGUCAACUACCACAACAAGGACAAGACCACCUAA